This is a messenger RNA of Condylura cristata (star-nosed mole), 1172 nucleotides long. RefSeq names its product SET domain containing 9 (gene SETD9). Bases 26 to 925 code for a protein of 299 amino acids. The record is from RefSeq and is a predicted model, not a curated record. NCBI's taxonomy places the organism in Eukaryota, Metazoa, Chordata, Mammalia, Eulipotyphla, Talpidae. The transcript is spliced from 6 exons. Gene Ontology annotation, molecular function: protein binding.
CUCGUCACCGCGCCUCGGGACAGCCAUGCCAGGUCGCCUGCUGAGUGGCCUCUGGCAGCGAUGGCGCCGUUAUAAGUAUCGCUUUGUACCCUGGAUCGCGCUGAACCUACGGCACAACCCAAGGACCCUCCGAUAUGUUCCAGAGGAAUCCAAAGACAAAAUUAUCUCAGAUGAAGAUGUCCUAGGAACAUUACUGAAAGUUUUCCAGGCGUUAUUCAUAAAUGAUUUCAAUAAACAUUCAGAUAUCUUGACUAUGCUUCCAGAAUCUGUAAAAUCAAAAUAUCAAGACCUACUGUCAGUUCAACGUCCAAGGGUGAACCUGCUUGAACACAGACAUCAACAGCAAAAUAUCUUUAAGCCAGAAGAAAUUCUUUAUAAGACAUUGGGUUUCAGUAUUGCUCGAGCAACUAGUUCGUUGAUAUCGGCUGGGAAGGGUGUCUUCGUUACAAAAGGCUUGGUACCAAAAGGCGCGGUUGUAUCUAUGUAUCCUGGUACAGUAUAUCAGAAGUAUGAGCCAAUCUUUUUCCAGUCCAUUGGAAACCCAUUUAUUUUUAGAUGCCUGGAUGGGGUACUCAUUGAUGGAAAUGACAAAGGAAUUUCAAAAGUUGUAUACAGAUCUUGCACUGGGAGGGAUCAACUUGGUCCUUUAAAAAUGAGUGAUAGUACAUGGCUAACAUCAGAAAUUCUUAAUCCACUGGCUGUAGGACAAUAUGUCAACAAUUGUUCAAAUGAUAGAGCAGCUAAUGUCUGUUAUCAAGAAUUUGAUGUGCCUACAGUUUUUCCUAUAGAACUGAAGCAAUAUCUUCCAAACAUUGCCUACAGCUAUGACAGACAAAGCCCAAUUCGAUGUGUCGUUCUUGUCGCACUCAGAGACAUCAAACAAGGAGAAGAACUUUUUUCAAACUACUAUACAAUUGUCAGCUAGCUCUGUGAAUUAGAAAUUAGCUUUGGCACUUCAGGGUGAGUUAAUUCUGAAUGUUUUUAUUACUCAUUUCUCUGGAUUCCACCUGUAGAAAAGUAUUUUGAAACCUAAUUGGAGUGAGAAUUUUUUUUAUUGAUAUAUUUAUGCUUCAAUUUUGAUAAGACAUUUGCUCCAUUAAAAUUUCAAAUGAAAUUCCAGUUUUAAUUGGUUUUCACUUAAAUACAUUAUAGUUUUUAAAUUAAAACCUACU